AAACUUUUAAAAGAAAUGGAAGGCGGUUUUAUAGAUUCAGACUUAAAAGAGAACGAUCAUUAUGACAUUGGUUGACGGAAAAUAGGAAAAAUUUCAGACUCAAAAAUACCAUUCAAAGUUACAGAUUCCAAUAUAUCUUCUAGCUCUAGUGGCAAAUAAGUCAGAUAUUACAUCUAAAAAGAAGAAGAGGUCGUAUUUAAACAAAUUAACCCCGAAACAGUUGAAGGAGAGCUCGAUGAUGAACCAGAGAAGGAAUGAGAAUAUGCCGUUCUCCCCAAUAAUUCCUAGUAAAGAAAGUUCUAACUCUACUAUCAAAAUCUCAUGCGUUCAAAGCGAGGGUUCUUCUAACAUAAAGUUUUCAUACUCGCAGACCAAAGGAGCAGAGGGCAAUGCAACUCCAAGGUUUACUGAUUCUGCCACUCCGAUGAAGAAAAUGUGGAAUACAAGUGAUUUCCAGACCCCCAAAUGCGAGCCUGCUGUGCUAGCUUCAGUGAAUCCUUCAUCUUCAAAAUCACAGCUUAACAAUGAGUAUUUCCAAGUCAGCAGAAGAUUAACGAGUGGGAAGAAGAGUAAGUUUUGACAAACUCCAAUGCUAAGGCCUGCAGCAACACCUCAUGUGUCCAAAACUUCAUCUGAGAGUAACACAGUAUCUGAGAGCAAUAGUGUCACCCAGGUGGGAUUGAUCCCAUCCCAAGUGACUAAUUCAUAUGACAGGCCUUUAACCUCAAGUGAGAGUAUUUCUAAAGGAACUAAGAACAUUGCAGUUGUCCUGUUCGACUCUGCUAAUAAAAAUGAAAAUGAAUAUCCUAAAGGAGGAGGCGGCACAGGACUGAUGUAUGGCACUAGUGAUAAAUCUUCUUCGUCUGAUAAAUAAGCUCAAAAAUAAAGGUAGUGCUAGCAGUAACAGUAGUGGCAUUAAAGACCUGCAUGCUGGUAUAAAUUCUGGUAACUCCAGCUCUGAUAAAAGUGAGAAAAGAAAUUUAGAAAUAUUAGCACAACGAAAUAAUAUUAGACUCCAAGAUUUUUAUAAAUAUGGAAAUUCGGAAGAUUCAAAGUCUAAUCUAGAGAGAACCGAUAAUUCUGAUUUGAAGAGAGCAGAGAAUUCUCAUAUAUGUGGACCUUCUCAAUUCCAAGAUUUAGAUGAAGGCGACUACGAUUCCACUCCAGAGGUGUACAUUAAAAUGAACAGUACUCCUUAUACACUCUCUUAUUCUAAGUCUGCAUCUAAGAGAGAACAAAAAUUAAUGGAAUCAGGGGAGUCCCAAUAUGUGAAGAGCAGUAAAAAGCCAGACUCACCUAAUAUCCAAGAUUCUAUUACAAACUUUCAUAAUUCUGAAGAUAAAUUUAUCAAAAAGACUCCAGAGAAGAUUCCAUAUGACCAAAUUUCUAAGUCAGAGGAUGGAAAAGACAAUGGAGAAGGAGACAUGACUUCAAAAUGUCCUUCUUCUAACAUAACUCCCUUCAAAUCUCUUGAGACCAUUAAAGAAGAAGAGACAUACCUUGAGAUUGAGAACACGCAAGAUCAAAAGUGAGAACGUACUCCUCAGAAUUUCGAAGAAGUAAAAUUCAAGAGCCCUUCUUUAGCAAACUGAAGCUCAAAUUCACCAUUCCAUGCAAGCUUUGGGAAUAGCAUGGCAAAAUUCAGCACUAUUAAGAAAUCAGAAGUUGGAUUUACGCCGCAAAAAUAGAAAUCAUAAUAAGUCAGACUCCUUUAAUAUCUUUACUCCUUCGCCUAAUUCCGAAAUGAAGAAGAAGGCAACUCCAGUGAAAAUUUUUAAGAAUAUUACAUCUAAUGAGUCUGGGACGACAAAGAGGUUCAUGGGAAAGGAGGUCAAGUCUGAGAUCCACUCAUCAGCUUGUGGUCAGCUCACUUGAAUAAACUCUAAGUUUGAACAUUUGCUAAUCAGGAGCAAAAGUUGUGAACGGACUACGUUCAAGACACAGAAAUUACCACUUAAUUUUACUCAUGAUAAAGAGAAAGAGGAUAUAGCUGCCAAAGAUCGUAUGUAUAUGACUCAGAGAGGACAGAGUAACAAGAGACUCCAAGACCUCAGACAGGUUGUGAUUGCAUCCAGUGAGCCUACAAUAGAAGAGAAGAAGGAGUUCACUUCCACUCAACCGGAAUCUAAACAUUUUUAUACAACAACCGAGUCUGUUGGUAGCCAGAGUAACAAAUUUGAAACUAAGAAUAUUUCUGAGAAAGACCUUGAAAAAUUCGUAAAGCCAAGAACUCUCAGAAGCAGCCUAACUUCUCAAAGAUCCAAGAAACUGCAAAGUCCGUCAGAAAGCCCAAACGAAGUAAAGUUCAAAGAUCCUCCUGUACACAGCUCAGCUGAUCAGAAAUCUGGAGAUAAAAUAUUGAAGAAGUCUCUUCUUCAGCAAUACAAAAAGUCAAACUCUAAAUCUACUACGAAUAUCAAGAAAUUGUAUAGUGAAUAUCUCAAACAGAAGGAUGGACAUAUAAGUGUCAACCAGAUCAAGCCGCCUUCUACCUUGGAUUUGAGAACUCCUAAGGAAAGUCAAGAUAAUAAACGCCAUUUUGAGAUCCAGACAGAGCCUGUCUACAUUAUUCACCCACAAAACAAGAGGUUGGUUCAGAUGAGAUCAGCUAAAAAGUUAAACUUUUACUCCAGAGGUGAAGAGAACAGACCUGUGAAUACAGCUAAAGGGCCAAUAAGUUCUAAAAAUAUUGACAAGAUGUGGAAUAAAUUCAAGAAGAGGAAAUCUCUUCUAAGCACAAACCAGAAUCACCUAAGAAACUCAAGGAACAACUUGCACAGCCCUCAGAAGAGGAAGAGCUCCAAAAACAACCAGGUAUAUGAGAAGAUCAGGGCUAUUCUGAACCAAAACCACAUCACCGAUAUGAAUGAUAGUAUAUUAGACCAGAAGAUCUCUAUCAAAGAGCUUAUCCUGCUCUUACUGGACCAUGUGGAGAGCCAGAAGUAAUCAUCACCCAAAUCUAGGGAGAGAAGCCCUCUACAUUUUUCCAUUUAAUGGCUAAAUCAAUCUUGU
Messenger RNA from Moneuplotes crassus, 3012 nucleotides. NCBI's taxonomy places the organism in Eukaryota, Ciliophora, Spirotrichea, Euplotida, Euplotidae. The record is from the annotation of a GenBank genome assembly.